Molecule: messenger RNA, 1785 nt
Organism: Knipowitschia caucasica
Lineage: Eukaryota; Metazoa; Chordata; Actinopteri; Gobiiformes; Gobiidae
Source: the annotation of a GenBank genome assembly
AUGUCGGGGCAGGCUUCGGGCUGCGGUUUCCUUAUGUCGGUGGUGGUUCACGGAGACUCGACCCUGAACGAGCAGGAGAAGGAGCUGAACCAGAGGCUACGGCGUCUCUACCCCGCAGUCAACGAGAACGAGAGCCCGCUGCCUCGCUCCUGGAGUCCCAAAGACAAGUUCAGCUACAUCGGCCUGUCCCAGAACAACCUGCGGGUGCAUUAUAAAGGACAUGGAAAAACGCCCAAAGACGCUGCUUCGGUACGGGCCACACACCCUAUCCCCGCAGCCUGUGGAGUCUACUACUUUGAGGUGAAGAUCAUCAGCAAGGGCCGCGACGGGUACAUGGGCAUUGGUCUAUCAGCGCAGGGCGUCAACAUGAACAGGCUUCCAGGUUGGGACAAGCAUUCGUAUGGUUACCACGGAGAUGAUGGCCACUCCUUUUGCUCCUCCGGCACUGGCCAACCGUAUGGCCCUACUUUCACCACGGGGGACGUGAUCGGCUGUUGUGUCAACCUGAUCAACAACACCUGCUUUUACACAAAGAACGGCCACAGUCUAGGUAUUGCCUUCACAGAUCUUCCACCGAACCUGUACCCGACGGUGGGCCUGCAGACCCCGGGGGAAGUGGUGGACGCCAACUUCGGCCAGCACCCGUUUGUGUUCGACAUCGAGGACUACAUGAGAGAGUGGAGGAGCAAGAUCCAGGGCCAGAUCGAACGCUUUCCCAUCGGCGAGCGCGAGGGCGAGUGGCAGUCCAUGAUUCAGAAAAUGGUGGCGUCGUACCUGGUGCAUCACAGCUACUGCGCCACUGCUGAAGCCUUCGCCAAAUCCACGGACCAGGCUGUGCACGAGGAGCUGGCGUCCAUCAAGAACAGACAGAAAAUCCAGAAGUUGGUGUUGUCGGGGAGAAUGGGGGAGGCCAUAGAGACCACCCAGCAGUUGUACCCCAGCCUUCUGGAGAGGAACCCCGACCUGCUCUUUAUGCUCAAAGUGCGUCAGUUCAUCGAGAUGGUGAAUGGCACAGACAGUGAGGUGCGCUGUCUGGGCGGUCGCAGCCCUAAGUCUCAGGACAGUUACCCCGGUUCCCCCCGGAGCUUCAGUGGACCCCAGCCCUACCUCACAGGGUUCGACAGUAACUGCUGUAACGGAGUGACGUCAAAGACCCACAGCUCUCCCCACAGUCACAAGCCCUGCCCUGGCCCCGGCUCAGCCCCUGCCCCUGCUCCAGCCUCUGCUCUGGACGUCAGCCUGAACGGCAGCCGCAUACAGACCUGCUCCAGUAACGAUGUGGAAAUGGAGGUGGACCACGUCACUAACGGAGUCUCAGAACCCACCAAUGGCUUCCUGAACGGCAGCUCCAAGCACAGCGUGGACACGGAGGACUGCGACGCAGACAUGGAGGUGGAGUCUGUCCAGUCCAAGAGGCAGCUGUGCGGCGGCAGCCAGGCUGCCAUCGAGCGAAUGAUCCACUUUGGACGAGAGCUGCAGAGCAUGAGCGAGCACCUCCGCCGUCAGUGUGGCAAGAGCUCCACCAACAAGAAGAUGCUCAAGGACGCCUUCAGCCUGCUUGCCUACUCGGACCCCUGGAGCAGCCCUGUGGGGUACCAGCUGGAGGCCAUUCAGAGAGAGCCAGUCUGCUCCACACUCAACAGUGCAAUAUUAGAGACUCACAACCUGCCCAAGCAGCCUCCCCUGGCCCUGGCCAUGGGGCAGGCCGCCCAGUGUCUGUCUGUGAUGGCCCGCACCGGGACGGGCUCCUGCGCCUUCGCCUCUGUGGACCAUUACCUGCACUAG